GCGCCAAAACCAACUACCUUCAAAACCAAAACAAAUGAAUCAUACAAAGUGAAAAAUACAAGUUCACAUUCACCUGCAGACACCUGUUUCCUUCCUAAAAAUUUGGAUUCAACGGAUAAAUUAUAUCAUUCUACAAUCUGAAAUUUAUGUGCUCUUGUAGGAAUACUAAUUGCCAAUUGAUGCUUGUAUUGGCAUCUACGAAUGAGUCGAUUUUAAUGAUGUCGUUCAGUAAGGAAAGCGACUCGACCGUGUAUGGAGUAGAUUAUAAUGGGAAAGUGUGGGCCCUUGGGAAUUCAAAUCCACCUGCUUGGACUCGUCUUCAUAAUCCAACAAAUGUCAAUAUUAAGAGGCUGGUUUCUUUCUCGCAUAUAUUGUGGGGAAUCGGCUCGGAUCAUCAAAUAUACGUAUAUGUACCAAAACGUGAUAUAGGAAUUCGAGUGAGGGAAGAAAUAUGGGAAAAUCAGAGGUGGAAUCCGAUUGAUGGUUUUGGCAAGCACCUUUUACCAACGGAUCGGGCCCCAUUCUCAAGCGAAAGUGGUACUGAACCACGUGAGAAAAGUGAUAAAUUACCGUCGGACGCAUGGAAAUGGGAAUGUGAUUGGCAAAUAGAAAAUACCUUUGAAAAUGAGUUGAUUGCUGAGGGAUGGACGUAUGCCUUAGAUUUUCCAGCUACAUACCACCCAGAAAAGACUUUUAAGUCAUUUGUAAGAAGAAGAAAACUUUUCAGAUAUCGGAAAUUUGUCGGAACUAAUCGUUGGAAUAAAAUAGAGUCCCUUCAUCAAGACCAUACACAAGAGCCAUUUAUUGAUGUUGCAGUUGGAGGAUUAAAUAAUCUUUCAACUCCAGAAACAUGUUGCUUGUGGGCUGUUUCAAUCCUUGGGGAGGUAUAUUUUCGAAAUAACACUACCACAAGCAAUCCUGAAGGACUUCACUGGAAACAUAUCCCGAUUAGAAAAGGCCUUGAAGCUUGUCAAGUAACGGUAGCAAGGAAUGGAACUCCAUUUGUUGUAAGUUGGACUGGCACAUUUUUUUAUCGAAUUGGUCUCACGCCCAAGAAUCCACAGGGCUCUGAUUGGCUGGAAUCUCCCGGUCCACCGGGAGGGUUGCUGCAAAUUUCUGCAGGAACAAAUUGUUUAUGGGCAAUUACGAGAGACAAAAAGUGUUGGGUACUAAAGGGUAAUUGGCCAGAUAUUGUGCAACAGAGAGAACCGAUGUUCGAAUGGAUUGAGUUGCCAGGACAGAUGAAAAAUAUUGCUGUAGGAAUGAAAGAUGAUAUUGUUUUGGCAUUAUCUGAUGAAGAAUUUAGCUGCUUGUUCCUCCGAGUUGGUAUUUCGGAAGAUCAAAAAUAUGGUCAAAGUUGGAAACCUGUACUGAAAGAUGCCGAUUGGGAUUCAUUGUCUGUAGUCUCCACUGUAUCAAAUGACAUGAUGGAUGGGAAGGCUGAUAGCAUGGAAAGCCUUGUAUCCUUAAGGCCAGAUGUUCCUCCAUCAACAUCAAUUGGAACUAACAAUGUUUCUGAUUCAUCUAAUUCCACGAUUCCUAAUUCUUUCUGUUGGGUUGAUGGAGCAUGUGCCUCCUGCUUGAGAACAGGAGUAGAAACAGAUUUGGAAGUAGGUCCAUGGCGCGAAGAUAUUUUACAAGAUCUUCAAAAGCUCAAAUUGAAAAGGACUAAUUUUUCAUAUCCAGACGCGCUUGAACCAUCGUCAACAUCAUGGAGUAAAUCAGUCAGAGUGAAAUUUUUGCAUUUGUCCAGAAACAAGCGGUGGUUAGAUGGUCAUUUGGAAAUUUCCAACAAUAAUCAUUUAAUGUUUCAUGAGAAUCUUGAAAAAACAUGGCUGUGCUCUGUUGGUGAUGUAUUGUCAAUUUUUGGAACUGUGGCUGGUGUGAAUACUUUGACAUGCAGAAUAAGAAAUAGCUUAGAACCCGGUGUUGCAGAAUAUGUUACCUUUAAAUUCAUGAAUGAAAAGGACACGGAAGAAUGGCAUGAAAGUAUAUCAGAGCUAGCAUUACGUCCUUUGGAAGACUUUUCUAUUGCAGACAUUUGGAUAGUCACUCGCGAUGCUGAAAUACAUCGAGCCGGACAAAUUAAAAUUCUAGAGGGUCCAGUCGAAGCAGAGGUUGUGACUUCGGAACCUAAUGGCGAUUUCCAAUUUCACUACCCCCUUGUUCGAGGAUUUAUGCCAGACAGCUCAUUGUUAUUAGAUAUAAGUAUACCUAAAGGAGCAGAGAGGUUUUCAAUUAAUCUAAAAGGAAAUACCGAAGCAGUCAAUGCAUUCCACUACAAUCCACGAUUUUCUGACGCAUGUGUUAUUCGAAACUCGUAUGAUAAUGGAGAAUGGGGUGAAGAAGAAAGGGACGGCGUAUUCCCAUUUAGAGAAGGCAUGAGUUACACAAUGUGCAUUGAAUGCACACAGACUCAUAUUAUUACAACUAUUACUCAAAAGAAAACAAAGUUUAUAUUUAGUUUCAAGCAUCGAGUUUCGCCAAAAUGCAUCUGUAAUUUGUUCGUUUAUGGUGAUAUUAAUGUUUCUAGUGCAAGAUAUGAUCCAAAACUUGGAGAAAGCUACGAUUUAGAAUUUGUUACGCAACAGUUACCUGGCCACUUCUAUAAGGUCGAAGCAGGUUCCAACGGCUCAGCUUGGGCAAUAGGUUAUGAUUUAAAAGUUUGGUGUUUUACUGGAUCAUCAAAACAGCAAAAAGUUGACGGGACUUCUCUUGGAGUUGUUACGGAUGAACACACAUAUUAUUGUUACGAAAAUCAACGGUGGAAUCCCGCCACUGGCUUUUCAGGCAAUGUAAUGUUGCCAACUGAUAGACAUGGCUGGACGGACGAAAGUGGUCGCAUUCGAAUGGAAAAACUAGACAUUCGACUGCCUUCAAAUCGCUGGGCAUGGGUGGCCGACUGGGCCGUCGAUUAUGACACUCCUCAUGGAGUAAAUGAUGACGGAUGGCAGUUUGCUGUGGACUUUCCUGCUUCUUAUCACCCCAAUAAGCGAAUAAAUGAUUUUGUUCGAAGAAGAAGGUGGAAACGUGUUGCCAGACUUACUGUCGUCGGUCCAUGGCAAUUAGCUGAAGGAAUGAAGCUUGUUGAUUUAAGUAUUCGGAUGAACGAAGAUUGCGAGUGGGAGGUUUUGGGUUUGCAAGAAAAUGGCGAUGUGGUAGUGAGAUCUGGAAUUUCACCAGAAUGCCCAAUAGGCACUGCGUGGGAUAGCCUUUCAUCUGAAAAACCCUUGAUAAGCAUCUCGGGCUGGUAUGGUCAAAGGAUAUGGGCCGUGGGGAAAGACGGUUUCUCGUAUAUCAGAUAUGCACACUCGUUUCAACUUUUGGACCGGCCGAAUGAUACUCCCUUGAAGCAGGUCAAAGUUGGGUCAUCUUCGAUUUGGGCCAUCGGUACCAAUAAUGCUCUUUAUCGACGUACGGAAGUGCAGGCUAUUUUCCCAGAAGGUCGGGAAUGGAUUCGUGUUUGUGAUGGUGUAUUACAGGUUGGAGUUGCUCCUGAUGGAAACGUUUGGGCAUUGUUGAAGACGAAUGACACCUACCGAUGUACUCUUGCUAAGCGCAUGGGAAUUAGCCAAAAUAAUCCUGGUGGUUUAGGAUGGGAAUUAAUUGCCACAGGUCCUUGGCGACACUUUUCAGUUGCAGGCUCUUUCAGUCGCAACAAAUAGUACACCCUUAUUUUACUAUAUAUUACGAACAGUCUGUCACUCAACAAUCAUUUUAAAAUACCGCCAUGGUAUAAAUAUUUACCCAAUUUGAUGUGAUAAACAAUUGUUUUUAUUCAUGUUCAAUAAAAUAUUGAUAAAAUA
Molecule: messenger RNA, 3806 nt
Organism: Folsomia candida
Lineage: Eukaryota; Metazoa; Arthropoda; Collembola; Entomobryomorpha; Isotomidae
Product: tectonin beta-propeller repeat-containing protein
Exons: 23
Coding region: 147-3665 (1172 amino acids)
Cellular component (GO): membrane
Molecular function (GO): carbohydrate binding
Source: RefSeq, a predicted model, not a curated record